AUGGACCCUUUCGUCCCAAAGAUGCCCAAGCGCGAGGUCAUCCACAGGAAGGUCAUGGACACCAUCGCCAACAGGGUCACGACAUGGGACGAGCAUGCCACAAUAGUCAGCGGCCGCCCCCAGACUGGCAAGACCGCUGCGGUGGAGGAAGUCCUUCGUGGUGCGCGGGGAAUCUUCAAGCACACGGUGGAAAGCGAGAACUGGAAGAAAGAGCUUUACGAGAGCCUUCAGGUUGAUGGACCUGGUAUGUUUGAGACUGUCCUUGUCCGAGUGAAAGCAGAGUUGGUGAAGUUGACUGACCCCAUCACCAAGACACCAAUCAUACUGUUUGAAGUCCCACGCACCACAACCAAAGGUAUGGACACCAUUUCUUCGACAACGAAGGAUUUAUCCACGGAAGGGGGCAAAGCAGCGCACGUCAUCAUUUCUGCCUCAUCCGCUGUGGCUGCACUGGCGUUCGACGCCGGUGGUGCAAAUCGUCAGAAAGACAUUUGGAUAGAUGACCUGACGGCAGAGGAGGCGAAGAAGGUGCUCACCCUGCACGGGCAUGAAGAGAAUGCUCAAGACAUCAUCGAAGCCUGUGCUUCGGUCGCGCGUGUAGUCAGGUUGCUUUUUUGUGUUGAUGCUAUUUGGUUUUGCAAGGGCGCUCCCUGUCGUGUCAGGUGGCUCUCGCGUUGGCGACUUGACAGAAUCGUGCAAGGACAUGGUCGCUGGCAAGACGCUGCAGGAGUUGAAGCAGGAGACAGAAGCCACUGCGGAGAUGGAGGUGCGGGAUUUCCUCGACUUGGAGGUCGAGUUUGCUGGUGGCCGCAUAAUUCCCAUCGGCCGCAAUCUCCUGACCGUCCUGACCGAGCUGGCAAGCAGCAAGCAACGUGGAGGUGA
Messenger RNA from Symbiodinium pilosum, 882 nucleotides. The record is from the annotation of a GenBank genome assembly. Lineage: Eukaryota; Dinophyceae; Suessiales; Symbiodiniaceae.